Messenger RNA from Chironomus riparius, 1967 nucleotides. NCBI's taxonomy places the organism in Eukaryota, Metazoa, Arthropoda, Insecta, Diptera, Chironomidae. The record is from the annotation of a GenBank genome assembly.
UAACAAUCUGAAUGUUGUUCGAGAGAAUUUAUUGAGAAAUAUUGGCAUUGAAUUAUAUUGAGAAUGAAUUAUUCAAAUUACUUUCAGUUUUAUAAUGAAUUUUUGUAUCAACAACAUAAAUCGUUCCUAGAAAGAGUACAGAAAUGUGAGAUUGAAGAGAAUAAGAACAUCGAAGAACAUUGUAAACAUCAUAUUGAUGAAAACAAAGAACCAAAUCUGAUACAAGAACAAAAUGAUCAAAUAUUAAAGACACGUGAAAUGAAAUCAACAGGAACUACUUCAAAUAUAAGUUGUCCGAUAAACAAACGAAAUAAUUCAUCCACUUCUGAAUCAGAGAUUGAUUCCACGAAGAAAUCAGCCAAACAUUUGCGACGAAAAAGAGCCAGACGAUGCUUAUCCAAAAAGCUAAAUUCUGAAGAAUAUGAGACAAGCAGUACAAGUUCAGCAUAUUCUGAAACUGAAUUGAACAUUCUUGAAAGUUCAGAAAGUAACAAAAUGUCACACAAAGGAAUUAAAGGCUUUGAGGAAACAAGGGAAAACUUACAACAGAAAAAUGAAGCAUUUGAUGGAAUCGACACUGAAAAAGUUUUUGAUCGAAAUGAUAUUAGUCAUUCAAAAACAUUAAAGAUUGAAGCAAAUAGACGACUACCUGAAAACUUGAGAGGUUUAAGAAACAAUGCACAAGAUUUUAGCAAAAGUCUUUCAAAGAUUAAAGCUACUUCAGAAAAGUUUCUAUAUCGUGACAAGAGCAAAUUUCAAGUCUAUCCUACUCAACCAUUAUAUCAAUCUCAUAUUAACAGCCAACAUCUAAUUUUUGAUAAUCAAUAUCAGAAUUCACUAUUUAAUCAAUGGAACUUUUUUCAACUUUAUGAACCUCGACCAAAUUUCUUCGUUCAUCCUCAUCCAACUGGAGUUUAUAAAGAUAUUGCUGAUAAAAAUGAAAGUUUUAAUCAAAUUUAUUUAAAUCAUGAUGAAUCUCAUCGAAAUCAAAAUGAACAAAAUAUUAACCAAAAUCAUCACAAUUUGAAUGAAAGUCACAUCAAUUUAACAAAACUUUAUGCUGCAAAUGAACAAAAAAUUCACACAAAACUUUUUCAAAAUCCCACAGAAACUCAUCAAGAAUUAACUCAAGCUCUCCAUAACCUUAAUCAGUUAUAUAUAAAUUACAAUAAACCACUCAUCCAGCCACUUUCGAUUCCCAUUCAAUCUCCAUCGACUGCAAAUAUUUUCAAAUGUGACAAUUGUUCAAAAAUAUUCAAAUCCAUUGUGCGACUCGAAAAUCACAUCGAAAAGCAUCACAGUAGGAAGUUAGCACAUAAAUGCAAAUAUUGUCGGUCAUCGUUUAAAAGGAAAAGUAAAUUACUGAAUCAUCAGCAUAAAUCCCAUUCCGAAAUAUUUUCGUCUAGCAAAAAGUCGUCAGUAUUUCAUAAUGUUGAAUUGUUGGCACAAAGUGAUUGUCAUCGGAAUUAGUGGAAAUAUUUUAAUGAGUUUAACAUUGCUGCUAGCGAAAUUGUUCAUGACUAUAAUUUUUUUGCGACUAUAAGAAAUUAGAAAAUGAAAAUAUUUUUUUUUUUGGACAAAAAUACAAUUUAUCAGCUUUUAUUUGAAUUAAAUUGCUAGUUUUAAAGCAUUUAUUUUGUAGUUGGUGCCAUUUUGCAGAUGUUUAUGUUAAAGUAGGUCUUUUACUCAUCAAUUUUCACAUACAUAUGUGAUUAUUCUUUAUGACUAUGUAAUUAUGCAGCCCAAGUGUUAAGAAAAAUAUUUGUUUGCCAAAAAUUUCGCAAAAGUAUGUGAUUUUAACGGACAUUCCAAAUAAUUUUUCAGGCUGUUUUUAAUUAACAGUAAUUUUUGUUUUGUAUUGAAAUCAGCUCACAUGAUUGACACAAAAAUAUUUUUUAUUACUUUGCGAAAUUUCUUCAUCUUAAUGAUGUUUGUGGAAAGUUAAACCUCCAAAAAUGUCAUUUGAA